CAUACAGGACAUGCUGCUGAUAUGAAUAUAUUUUUAGAUGAUCCAGAAUUUGCAGAAAUUAUUCUGAAAGUGGAACAAGCUAUAGAAUGUGGAGUUUUUCCAGAGAGAAUCUCUCAAGGAUCCAGUGGGAGUUAUUUUGCCAAGGAUCCAAAAGGGAAAAUUAUUGGAGUGUUCAAACCAAAAUCUGAAGAGCCUUAUGGACAUCUAAAUCCAAAAUGGACCAAAUAUUUUCACAAAGUCUGUUGUCCUUGCUGCUUUGGCAGAGGCUGCCUCAUUCCAAAUCAGGGAUACCUCUCUGAAGCUGGUGCCUAUCUCGUGGAUGACAAGCUGGGGCUAGGAGUUGUACCUAAAACUAAGGUUGUCUGGCUUGUCAGUGAGACCUUCAAUUACAGUGCAAUAGAUCGUGCAAAGUCAAGAGGAAAAAAGUAUGCUUUAGAGAAAGUGCCAAAAGUUGCUAAAAAAUUUAAUCGGAUUGGACUACCUCCUAAGGUUGGCUCCUUCCAGCUGUUUGUUGAAGGUUACAGGGAAGCUGACUACUGGCUCAGGAAGUUUGAAGCUGAUCCUUUACCUGAGAACACAAGAAAAGAAUUUCAGUCACAGUUUGAAAGAUUGGUUAUUUUGGAUUAUGUCAUCAGAAAUACAGACAGAGGUAACGAUAACUGGCUAGUCAGAUAUGAAAAACAAGAUGAUGGACCUGAUCUGUCAGAUAAGGAUAGCCAAUGGACUGUAACUAAAGAAUCUACUAUUAAAAUUGCUGCAAUUGACAAUGGUUUAGCAUUUCCUUUUAAGCAUCCUGAUGAGUGGAGGGCAUAUCCCUUUCACUGGGCUUGGCUUUCUCAAGCAAAAGUUCCUUUCUCUCAGGAGACCAGAGACCUGGUUCUUCCUCGCAUUUCUGAUAUGAACUUCGUACAGGAUCUUUGUGAAGAUCUUUAUGAACUAUUUAAGACUGAUAAAGGAUUUGACAAGGCUACUUUUGAAAACCAGAUGUCUGUUAUGAGAGGGCAGAUACUAAACCUUACUCAGGCAUUAAAGGAUGAAAAAAGUCCAAUUCAGCUUGUUCAGAUGCCUCGUGUGAUUGUGGAGCGAAGUAGCACUGGAAGUCAAGGCCGAAUUGUUCAUCUGAGUAAUGCAUUCACACAGACCUUUCAUAGCAGGAAGCCUUUCUUUUCCUCCUGGUAGCAAGAAAAUUAUGUGGAAAGAGUAAGUUUCUCUUAACUUUAGAAAGCUGCUUCUAUGUAAAGGCUCUGCAAUAAUGUACUUUUGCUGUAUACCAAGAGCUCCGACUGCCGACACCUCAGAAUUUAAAUUCUAAAGACUUAAGAAAUGUAUUUUGAAUGUAAUAUAAUAAAAGUUUACAAUUUUUGUGUCAAAAUGGUAAAUUCUUAUGUCAGGGAAUGAGGAGAAC
Molecule: messenger RNA, 1405 nt
Organism: Merops nubicus (carmine bee-eater)
Lineage: Eukaryota; Metazoa; Chordata; Aves; Coraciiformes; Meropidae
Gene: PI4K2B
Product: phosphatidylinositol 4-kinase type 2 beta
Exons: 9
Coding region: 22-1179 (385 amino acids)
Biological process (GO): endosome organization; Golgi organization; phosphatidylinositol phosphate biosynthetic process
Cellular component (GO): trans-Golgi network; plasma membrane; lysosomal membrane
Molecular function (GO): 1-phosphatidylinositol 4-kinase activity
Source: RefSeq, a predicted model, not a curated record